This is a messenger RNA of Fomitopsis serialis, 2268 nucleotides long. RefSeq lists its product as uncharacterized. The record is from RefSeq and is a predicted model, not a curated record. The transcript is spliced from 6 exons. The coding region runs from base 192 to 2153 and encodes 653 amino acids. NCBI's taxonomy places the organism in Eukaryota, Fungi, Basidiomycota, Agaricomycetes, Polyporales, Fomitopsidaceae.
UCAGAAGUCUCGUUGCCGCCGCAGGAUGGGUUCGCAAUCGAAUUGCUGACUUCCGCCGACAUAGCCAUGAGUGUUCGGCCUUCCAUGCUGAUGGUCCAGCAUCGCCAAAGUCUUAUCAGUGAGAAUCUACAUGCGUAGUCGCAACGUCAAACUACAUCGAUGAAUGCCUAUUCCGCUUUACGCUGCUAGUUAUGCCAGGCCCCCGCCAACCUAACAUCCACUCGUCGAGCCGCGUCGAUGGCAGCGAAGAGAACUAUGAUCUCGCCGUCAGCGGUAGUUCGGACGAGGCACAGUCGGGGACUCAGACUAGGGUGACGAACGCAGCCUCGGGCUCCCUGGCGUCGAACGAGUGGCUAGCAAUACCCAUACCUGGCCCAGGUGCAACCAUUGAACAGUACCGACAGUGUCUCGUGUUAUACCAGCUGGAAAACACGAACUUGCGAGCUGAUCUUCAACGGGUUCAACUCGAGCUCGGGACGCUGAAAGCCGAUCUACGCGCCGAUGGCCUUCAAAACCGCCGCAGUUCAAAGGGUAAGGCUGGCAUGCCACGCGACGAUGACAUGGGGACAGCCGCGCGCAAGUACGCUAUCCUCGUCUCACCUUGGCUGCAGCCACAGGCCUUCAGUCUGCCUAGCCGUCCCGACAUCGACCCACAGAGCAAGAUACGGUAUACAAACCCCGGAACGAUGCAGGCCGCCGAAGCCGCCGAGGUGUACGACAUUGUUCCUCAGCGUCUGCAUCCUAUCCUCGGGAGCAACGAUUCUACUUACUCGCAACAAUUCCGGACAGAUGUGCAGCAAUCACGAUCCAACGCUCUCAACACCGCACUAACCUGUGCAGGUCAGAUCUUCAACAUGCCGCAGGAGCGCUUUGCUCGCACUGGGAGCUACGAUCGCGCAAAGGAUGCUGCGAUGCAGCAAUUCAUCCGCGAUGAGAAGGGCCUUUAUGGCCUGCUUGUGCCGGUGCUCUAUCCGGAGGACGAUAUGCGUAUCAACAAGGUCUUCCGCAGUAUCUACGUCGCGAAAAUAGCGAAGGUUAUCCUCUUCGGACCACAGUCUCUUUCGCGAGAAGGUGGUGCACCAUCAGGCAAACCACCGAUUGGCAGGGCGUGGAAAAUCAAGGUCCCGACAGAUGGCUUGAUUGCCUUUGCCUCAGUUGUGGCACGGUACAUUCUAUCGCCUGAUACCCAAUUGUCGAACGAAAGCAAACCUGGUAACAAGACGAAGAUCUCCUACUUCGACGAUUUCAAUAACUACAAGCACAUGCUGAUCUUCAUGGAGGAGUCGCGAAAACGCAAGCUUGUCGAGUUCUACCUCGAACAUACCUUCGAUGUAACUCCGGAGCCGCGAGACACAGGGUCCGCUACGACGAACCCGAUUGGCACGCGUGAAGCAGCCUUUGCCAGUGCAUUGCAAGCGGUCAACGAGGCCAGUUUCAUAGCUGAUUCAGACGAUGAUGCUGAAGGCGCAGACGACGAGGACGAGCCUGAUGAUCACAUUCCCUCCUCUAGCGCGCUGUCCCAGCUUACUUCGAUCUCGUCGCACGCCAGCUCUCUGUCUAACGCCUUCGAUGGCCUGGUGAUCGGCGAACAGGCUGCUUUUGUUGAGGCUGCACCGGCUGGAUCAUCAGGACACGUCGCGCUCGCUGGACCAUCCUACGCUGUCGCACCCACUGGGUUCCCAUCAUACAUCACAUCGACUGUACCAUUGCACGUCGCCGCAUCAGCUGGGCCGACACGCGUCGCAUCACCUGGUCCACCCGGAGUAGUCGGUGCCAUGUCUGGUGUAGCAACACCUCCUGGAGCUGCCCCCAUUCCAUCGUCCAGUCUGGCACCCGUCGCGUCGCCGACUGCAUCUACCCCUGUCGUAACCCCUGGGUUGCCCCCAUCACUAGGGCGGGAGCUCCGGGACCGGCGCCGGCCCCUGCGCCCAAAAAGAUCCGCGCAAAGAAGAACAAGGGUAAGGAAGUGGAUCGUGUCCAGCUUCAGCAGACUACAGAUGCCCCUGCGGCUACCAGUACGGUUAUGCCCGCUGACUCGGCGGCCGAUCAUGGUGGUACUGCUCCUCGCACUCUGCGAACGCGAGCCGCGGUUGCGCGGAAUCGUUGACGUCUACUUGCGGCAAGGGUGUCCAGUUGUCUUUGAUGUAGCUUAAUUAGUGCCAUUGCUCGCUGACGUCUUGCUGUUCCUCGUCGUGUGCUGUUCCUCAUCCGUCGUCGUGCGCUGUACCUGUUAAUACUUGAUCUGAAUAGUAUUGUGGUUAGUUGAGG